Messenger RNA from Kockovaella imperatae, 4941 nucleotides. RefSeq names its product RAVE protein 1 C terminal-domain-containing protein. Gene Ontology annotation, molecular function: protein binding. Bases 88 to 4785 code for a protein of 1565 amino acids. Gene Ontology annotation, biological process: vacuolar acidification. The transcript has 12 exons. Gene Ontology annotation, cellular component: RAVE complex. The record is from RefSeq and is a predicted model, not a curated record. NCBI's taxonomy places the organism in Eukaryota, Fungi, Basidiomycota, Tremellomycetes, Tremellales, Cuniculitremaceae.
UGGCGUAUGAUCAUCAAAUGCAAAGUAAAGCUCAUUCACGCUCGUGUACCUUUUGGUCGCAAAUAGGGAGGCGGGCUCCGUGACUCCAUGUCGUUGAGGUUACGACAGGCUGUUGCUGGCAGACCAAGUAGAGAAUCAAAGCAAUGCCUGGAUAUCGUGAAGCACGAUGACCAAGUAUACAUUGCAUACACUUCGUCUUCUAAUGUCGUACUCGUUUCACCUGAGCUAGUUCUCUCCGAUACGCUUGAUUUCUGGAGUGCGCUCCCGCCAAGAGCUGCAAGCUCAUCGAAUCAACGGGUGCAAGGUGUUCGAUGUGUCGAUGGAUUGAUCAUCGCCUGGUCUGGCAUUCAUGUGGUAGCGUGGCAGCGUGCCAUUCGGGGCAAACGAAGAUGGGAUGUCAGCUCAACAUUAGUAGCUGGAGCGCCAGUGACCACAUUGGACUUGCAUAAAGGUGCCCUCGUCCUCGGCACUUUAUCUGGAAUUGAGUGCUGGCACAUGAAUGAGAGCGAUGCAAUUGUUAUUUGGGACAGGAUCUGGGCAAGGAACUCACGCACGCCAACGUAUCUCACGAUAGCUCCCAACACGGGCCAUCUCGCUUGGUAUCGAGAUGGGGAUCGAUCUGUGCACAUCCUCCCUCUCAACGGUAAAGCUGAGCCAAUCGGAGUUCCGCAGGAGCUCAAGCACCCUCGAGAGAUUUCGCACAUCAUGUGGAGAAGGACACAGACAGAUUCGGACGAUUCUCACCUCUAUACCAUCACUGAAUGCUCGGUUUUCAGGAUCUAUUCACCGGUCCUCGACGAUCCAUCUUGGUUCCAGCUUCUUCUGACGAUAGACAGCCAAUCCUUCGCCGCGCCGGCGCCGAAGGCUGGAGGGAAAGGCAAGAUGCCGAGGCCCUCAUCUAAGGGUGUGGUCUGGCCUCUGGAUGCCCACGUUCUUUGGUCUGCCGUCCUCCACGAUCUCGACAAUAUCACCUCGACUGACAACGCCAGCACUGUCAGCGAGCUAUUAGAGAGCCUUGCUGGAGAUGAGAGUGAUGUCGUCGCCUGGAUAGGGGAUGACGGUGACAUUGCCUUUCGGUCGAUCAUGAAUAUGGACCGAAAGCCUCCGACAUUGCUUAAGACCCUGGCUUUGAGCAGGUUGAAAAUCGAUCCGAGUGUAUCGCGCCGCCUCGCUCCUGGAUCACGACUUCUGCUCAAUCCCAAAAAUGCUUCACUCCUGGCCGUCACCCAGCCUGAUUCUGGAGAUGACAACCAAUGCCUCAAACUCACUCUCCCCGACAUACUUGCCUCUCGUUCGCCAGGGAUCAUACCGGGGCAUGUCUCGCGCACAGCACACCAGCUGUCAGAUCCCAUCUCUCAUUUCGUUCGGACGCCGAAUGGUCGGGGGCUCUUGGCGGUCAGUAGAGAAAACGAGGUUGCGGUAUGGUAUGCAGAUCGCUUGGACAAGCCUUUGAAGUCUUGUGCCCAAUCGGAAGUACUGCUAGGCCGAGGUAUCUGGACUACUUCAGAUGCACCAAUCGCUAUGGCCAUCUUCGCCAAGGGACGAGCCAUUGUGACCUACUCCAGGUCGGAGGGAAAACCCACUAUUGUCUUACAGCAUCUGGAUGAAGGCAGGAGCUUGCCAUCCGAUGCAGUCACUUUUCCAGACUUUGAUCUGACGGACGACGAUGAGAUCCAGAUGCUACUGGCUGUUUCAGAUAUCGACGACGGAUACUCGGCAAGAGGAAGGCGAACGCAAAAGGCGUACAUCAUGGCAGCUAGUCGACAAGGCCACGCCUGGGUCUGGAAGGUUGACUCUCGGCUCGCUGGAUCCGCUCCGACCUCACCGGAAGCUACGACCCUCGUCUUUCCUGACCUUCAUACGAGUCGACCAACCAUAUCUGCACCACCUGACAUCGCCCGCUUGUCUCGGUUCGUCCUUCCGGUCUCUGGUAAUCUGGCUCAUGUCCUUCCCGUCGAUCCGAUGGGAUGGCAUCAGUCGGUAGUUGACUGGAAAGCCAACGUCCCACUGCAAGACAUGAUCCUGACGAUCUCCAAAGAUGGGACGCUAGAAUUCUGGCGUCCAGCCUUGGGUCAUCACUUUGAUCAUGAGCAUUUACGGGCACGCUUUACGACUUCCAAGUCUGAUUUGGAGGGAGAAUUGUCGGACGACGAGAAAGUCCCUGGUCACACGCACGAAGCUUGGAGCAGGACGGGGUCAGUUCGCACGGGGAUUUGUGAUCCUAUCAUGGCGCGCUGCAGUUCUCGCAAGAAAACGGUUAUCAUACGUGAAAAAUCGGAAGUGGAGCAUGAGAUGACCAUUUGGGACUCUAAUACGAGCGAAUUCUCUACCGGCCUGGAAUUAACUCAUUGUUUCCUACCCGGAGAAAAAGUUCAAGAUCUCGAUUGGACGACGACUUCAGACUUGCAGUCCGUUCUCGCCGUUGGCUUCGAAUUCAAGGUCGUUUUGGUUUGCGAGCAGAGGAUGAGCUAUGAUGGAACAUCGGCUGGGUGGGCGCCGUUCAUGCAGAUCGACAUGACUAGCUACUCCUCGAUCCCGAUUUCCGACUCUAUAUGGCUUGCAGAGGGCUCUCUGGCUGUGGGCGCAGGAAAUCAGAUCUACCUCUUUUCUCGAUUUCUGGACAGGGACACACCGGCUCCUACGCCCGCAGCAUCGCUACGCCGAGCCGAGACUGGUCCAGCUCCAGUCUCGACCGCAAAACUUGGCGAAGAAAGUGACGAGCCAGAGGAUUUGUUCCAGCUCAUCGCCUAUGAGAACGGACCGUUAUGGGAUUAUCACCCGACCAUGUUAUCUCAGUGCUUGCUUUGGAACAAGAUUGAUCUAGUCAAGAGGAUCUUGCUGAAUCUACUCGAGAAUCUGAAGCAUGCCGAGAUUCUCAACAGCAGGAGGCUGCGAUACAAGCGUUUAGAACCGAGCGAGUUUCUACACACCCACAAGGCUGUCGUCCGACAGGACGCCAAGGCGACAGUGGGCAAGUACGAAGGCCUGUUCGAUACGACACCUACCCCUGCGGUCUCUGACGGUAUCGAGACGAGCCAUGACGAAUUCGAUUCUCGAGCCGUCAAUGACCUUAUCGACCGGCUUGAUGGCCCAGUGCGCAUUCCUCUAAACAAAACAGAGAAGGUCCUACUUGGGACAGUCGCUCGAGCCGUCUUGGAAGUCGACCGACAACGAAGGGCUUUGGACAUUUGUGGGCUCAGGUAUCUCUUAGCCGUGAGGAUGUUUGUCAAUCAUGCUCGGAGCACCAGCGGGACAUCUACACCAAUGCCCAAUGGGCGUCACUCAGCGCCAAGUCGAAUCACCUCUAUCCUAGGCAUGAACGGGCUUUCAGCCAUGGUCAAACCUCGUCGAUCCCUCUUGUCAUUCCGAAACGUCGUGUGGGCAAUGCACAGUGAAAGUCAGGACAUGCUUCUCUCUGCGGCGACGGAGACAUGCGACAAUGGCAAGAUGUUAUGGGAAGAUGCGAGCUCUCUCGGCGUUUUCUGUUGGUUGAAAUCGACCGAAAUUGUCAAGGCACAACUCGAAGUGGUGGCUCGAAAUCGGUUCAUGAGUGACGACGAUCGUGAUCCGACGACUUGCUCUCUCAUCUUUUUCGCGCUGGGAAAACGCAAAGUUGUUCACGGGCUUUGGCGGCAGGCUCCAGGACACAGGGAGCAAUCCAUGAUGUUGAAAUUCCUUGCCAAUGAUUUUGACCUAGAGAGAUGGAGAACGGCUGCUGUGAAGAAUGCUUAUGCGUUGCUGAGUAAGCAGCGGUAUGAGUACGCCGCAGCUUUCUUCAUGCUCGCUGGUCAGCCGAAAGACGCUACCAACAUCAUUCUUCGGCAUUUGGACGAUUGGCAAUUGGCGUUCGCCCUCGCUCACGCUGUGGAGGGAUCGACAGAUGGUCCGAUCGUUAAGAGCAUCCUGCACGAUGUGGUUCUACCGCGAGCCUUUCAAGGAGGACAUCGAUGGCUUGCAAGCUGGGGCUUUUGGGUUCUCGGCAGACGAGAUCUAUCAGUGAGAGUGUUGAUCUCACCCAUUGAAGAUGUGGCUUCGUCCGCACCCUCGCUGGAUCGUUCGCUCAUCGUUGGUGAUCCUGCAAAUGAUGAUCCGAGUCUAUUGCUUUUGUUCCAACACCUCAAAUCAAAGUCUUUGCAAACGGCCAAAGGGACAAACGAGAUUCCUGAAAAGACAGAGUUUGACUUUGUCUUGCACAACGCUAGGGUCUUUUUCCGAUUGGGUUGUCACCCUCUAGGACUAGAUCUACUCCAUUCCUGGUCUUUCGACCGACCAUUCUUCCCUGUGUCUCGGACUCAAUCACAGAUACAGAGCUCGAAUGCGAAACUGCCGCUGCAUUCGUCUGAAGGCACGUUGGCAGCACCACAACGACCGGGCAUGUCACUUCGCGUGCCGGCUGCUCGUGCCCGGCGGACAUCCUUCAUGCUCAAUCAUUCAGGACGGGAAGCGAGUAUGGUCAUGGACAUGGAUAUGCAGACGUUGACAGAGGGCGGAUCGGGACAAUCCUCAAGAAUGCCUUCGCCCCCGCCGCGGCCCGAGGCUAACGGAGAGACCGGCGCAGGGGCUCUUGGGCUGGAAAUAGGCAAGGCAACUUCGAGCUCAAAUGGCCCAGAACAAGUCAGCGAUCCGGAUAUUUCUGGAGAUGGUGGUGGUUCUAGGGAGGGGAUCGCGCCUGUGUCGGACUCUGUGGAACAGGACAAGCCGAAGAAGAUUGGUAAUCUGAUGAAGGAGCUCCAGGCGGACGUCCAGCAGGGUGCUCAGGAGUUCAAUAUGGACAAUUUUUUCUGAGAGACAUGGGCCACGAGAGCAGACCAAUAGGAGGCUAGAGACCUCGGCCUGUGGUUGUUGUGCUAGACUUUCUUGAAUCUGUAGCGAUACGAACACUCACUCAUGAUGCAUUUUGCCAAGGCCCGAGGUCAAUAUUGACGCCACGCACGAAAGUCA